Messenger RNA from Closterium sp. Naga37s-1, 6102 nucleotides. The record is from the annotation of a GenBank genome assembly. Lineage: Eukaryota; Viridiplantae; Streptophyta; Zygnematophyceae; Desmidiales; Closteriaceae.
AUGACGCGAAGGCAAGCUGCGGCUGCCGCCGGUACUGUUGACGACCGGAAGGGUUUCGCCGGCAGCAGCGAGGGCAGCAGCAGCUGUGCGGCUGUCGCAAGCCUGGGAGCUUCUGACGGUUACGAUUUCGCUGCUGCUGACCCCGCGCGGCGAGAUGGUGGCGAGAGUAACCAGGAACCUCCCAGUUCGUGGCUGGACAGGAAGCUUUUAGAGAGAAACGACCGGGAUGAUUCCGAAGUGGACAGUCUACGCAUGUGUUGGAUCUGGGCAGUGAUCAGUCUCGACGGGCUAGCAGUCGUCUUCGCGCGCGUGCGGGCGCGCGCACGCGUGUGUUGGAUCUGGGCGGUGAUGAGCGUGGGCUUGCUGGCGAUGAUCUUCACGAUCGUGUGGACGCAAGCGUCGAAGGAGCAGCAGGCGGAGCGCGAGGGGCAGUGCGGCGAGUGGGCGGCGUUCAUCGAGUCGCACUUCAACUCCACGCAGGCCAACACGCGCGCGCUCGCCGAGUUCGUCCACGCCUACUACAUCGACGGGCGCGAGAGUUUCUUCCGCCCGUCCAAGUUCCUCAAGUUCAGCUCCUCCGCACUGCACGCCCGCCCCGUGGCAGCAUUUGUGGGUUAUGCUCUCCGAGUCAACAGCUCAGCCCUGCGCAGCCACGUGGAGCGGCAACUGCAGGGCUGCCUCAUUGCAGUGAGCGCGGAGUUCUCCUGCCGCCCGCCUGGCCUGCCGCUGUACGUGCCGCUGCUGCUGGGCACCAGCAGCAACGAGGGGAGCAGCGUGCGCCGCCUUCCCCGCAACCGCACUGCUGCCGGCGCUGACCUGCUCUCCGACCCCACCCUAGCAGCCAUGAUCCGCGUGGCAGACACGGGGCGCAGCAACGCCAUGUCACCUCGUCUCUCAUCACCACUUCCAAUCACUUCCCACCCCUCCCCACUUCCUUGUCCCCUGUCCCCAUCAGACCCCACGCUGGCAGCCACGAUCCGGGCAGCAGACAUAGGGCACAACCCCAUGCUAGCAGCCAUGAUCCGGGCGGCAGACACGGGGCGCAGCGGCGCCAUGUCCGCCCCCAUGGCAUCCCCAGCAUCGCCCUUCCACAUGGUGGCGCAGGCCUUCCCCGUGUACGACGCUCAUGACCACGGCCACGUGUUCGUUCACGUGCCUGGUGCUGCCUCCACCACUGCUAAUAGCACUGGUAGCAGCAGGAGCGGUGGCAGGAGCGGCAACAAUGGCAGCAGCGGCAGUGGCAGCAGCAGCGGCAGUGGCACAGAGGGUAGUGGUAGCACCAGCAAUGGCAGCAGCGGUUCCAUCCCAACCAACUCCCCAGACGCACAUGCACCCACUGGACCCCCCCCUCACCCCCACACCGGAAUCGACCCAUCUGCACCGCAGAGCUUUGAGCCCGACUCGCUCGACGCACUCACCAAACCGCACGGCUUUUUCAUCGCAGCUUACUCCUUCCACACGCUCCGCCUCGCCCCCAACUUCGAGCAGCUUAAAUCCCUCCCUCUUCGCACAUACCUUGUAGACGUGACCAAUGAGAGCAGCCCAGCUGUGCUGUUUGGGCCGGAAGGGACGGAGGGGAUGACGGGGAAGCAGGCAGGAGUGUGGGCGGCGGUGGCGCAUAAGAGACGAGUGGUGCAGUACCAAGGGCGCGUUCAGUACCCCAUGUGGUUCGGCGACCCGUCACGGAACUUUGUGCUUGUUUGCGAGCCGGAAGCCAACGCGAAGCCGAGCCCGCCGUUCGUGUGGAUGGUGGUAUCAUUCAUCAUCCUGGCGAUCUCAGUGCUCGUGCUCUGGAUGUCCGUGCACCUCAUGGCCAAGCUUGAAACCGACACGCUGCGAGUGGAAUCAGCACAAGCGCAGCUCGCGACGGCCAAGGUGGCGGCAGAGGCGGCGAGUCGAGCUAAGAGCGACUUCCUCACCACCAUGAGCCAUGAGAUUCGUACUCCCAUGAAUGGCGUGAUUGGCAUGCUGAACCUGCUGAUGGAGACCCCUCUGGACGGCACGCAGCAGGACUACGCGGAGACGGCGUGCAGCAGCGGGCGGGCGCUGUGUGCGUUGAUCAACGACAUUCUCGACCUCUCCAAGAUCGAGGCCGAGAAGCUCCGCCUCGAGCGCAUCCCCUUGAAUCUGAGAGCCGAGCUGGACGACGUGCUUGCACUGUUUGUGGAGAGCGCGGAGGAGAAGCGAUCGGUGGAGCUGGCAGCCUUCGUGGCUGAUGAUGUGCCGGAGACUCUCGUCGGGGAUCCGCUGCGCAUACGGCAGAUCCUGAUGAACCUGAUCGGCAACGCGUUCAAGUUCACGAGCACGGGGCACAUCUUCCUCGUCAUCCGCCUCGCUCUGCCCGACGAUACCGUCCACUCCCUCGCCUCCUCUGCCUCUACCUCCCUCCACCAUCACCGCCAGCACCUGCACCACUCGCAGCACCACCAGCAACACCACUCGCAUCACCAGCACCACCACCACCACUCGCACUCGCACCACCAGCAGCACCACCACUCGCACUCACACCAUGGUUACCAUCGCCGCCGCAACAGCGAUCCCGACCGCCACUGGAGGAGCAUGCUCGAAGAGCUGUCUGUGUCCUUCCAUCACCACUCCCACCACCACCACUCCCAUCACCAUUGCCGGCACGCUUCAAGAGAGGAAGGCAGAAGCGGAAAGGCAGCACCAGGAGCACCCGAAGAAGCAGUACCACCAGCAGCAGCAGCAGCAGCAGCAGCACUGACGCUGAGCGGGCGGCCGGCAGUGCACACGUGGUGCUCAUGGGAGGCUAUGGGCGGCACUGUAGACCUCAGCACCGUUGGCACCGGCACGAUCAGCACCAGCAUUGGCACCUGGACCGGCACCGGCACCGGCACGGCCAAUCACAGCUGUCAGCAGCAUGGCAUGGCGAAUCACACCUGCUCCAGCGACGCUCAAUCGCACCCAGUGUGUGCAGGGCAGGCGGUGCAGGGUGUUGCAGAGAGUUCUCACGUGCACCCAGCGUGCGGAGGGCAGGCGGUGCGGCUGCUGGUGGCGGUGGAGGAUACAGGAGAGGGCAUCCCCAUGGCGGCUCAGAGGGGCAUGUUCCGCCCGUACUCCCAGGCGCACGCCAGCACCACCCGCCUGCAUGGGGGGACGGGCAUCGGCCUCUCCAUCUGUAAGCGUCUCGUGUCGCUCAUGGGAGGCAGCAUUGCCUUCACCAGCGAGCCAGGCGUCGGCACUACAUUCUACUUCGAUAUCACGCUCCACACCCCUCCUACCGACACUCCCUCCACCCCUCCGCCCUGCUGCCCUCCUCCUUUCCCUCCUUCCUCCGCCCAUUCCUGCCCAGCGCCCUGCCCUCCUCCUCCUCCUCCUCCUCCUCUCGCUCCCUCUAUGCCUCUGCUGCCUCGCACCAUCUCGCCUGCUGCUUCUGGGCCUUCCUUCACACCAGCUGCAGCCGCUGCUGCUUGCUCUGCUGCUGCUGCUGGUGCUGGUGAAACAGUGGCUGGGAGUGAGAUGGGCGUGUGCGUGGUGAGUGGUGGGGGUGGUGGGAGGGCAGCAGAGGGAUGGGAAGGCGUUCUUGUGGUGAGUGUGGACGACCGGCCGGUGCGGCAUGCCGUCACUCUCUCUCUGCUGCGCCGCCUUGGCAUCUGCACCCUCCCCUGCCCCUCCUUCCACCUCCUCCCCCUCCUCCUCGCCCAACACCACUACGGCCUCCCACCAGCUGCUGCAGCUGCACGUGAAUCUUAUGUGGCAUCGACUGCAGCACCAACAGGAGCACCAGCAGCCACGAAGACCAGGAGCCAGCCUCUUGAGGCGCCUCAAAAGAAGACCAGGAGUCAGUCGCUCAUCCCCCUCCUCCCUGACUCCAAGAAGACCAGGAGUCAGCCUCUCCUCCGCUUUGCACCUCACCACUGGCGCCAUCGCUCCUCCACCGCUGCUCUUGAUCCCCCAACUGCUCACCACUGCACAGCCACUCACCCUCCCAGUCUGAUUCCUUCUCUUUUAGCCCUACAACCUCCUGAUUCCUCCUCUCUACCCCCUGCUCCCACUGCCACAUCUGCUCUGGCCCCUUCUCCUUCUGUCCCUCCUGCCCCAACUGUCCCUACUGCUUCUGCUGCUGCGAUGCCUUCUGCUGCUGGCCCUUCACCUACUGCAGCCAGCAGCAGCAGCAGCAGCAUGCCGCCCAGGCUGGCGUCUCUCCCGUGCUCCAUCUCUGCUUCUGCCACCUCUGCACCGCCCAGCGCUUCCACCACAGCCCUGCGUGCUGCUGCGCGUGCAAGCGGGGCCUGUCCAUCCUCCUCUCCCGACCUUUCUUCCAACCCCUCGCGCCGUUCCAAGCACCUACCACCUACCUCCUCCUCCUUAGCACGCACCUCCUCACUCUCAACAAAGAAAGAGCGUCUACACGCAUCCACCUCCUCCUUCCCCCCCUCCUUGUCCCGCACGCCGUCCCUCUCCCACAACGACCUCCCAAGCCUCAGAAAGGCGUUUCAGAAGCAAGCAGAGAGGGCCUAUGCAGAGGGUGCAUGCAGCCCCUCUCUCUCCCUCCACCCUCCCUCCAGCCCGGCACUGUCCCUCGACCCCCCCUCCGGCCCUUUGCUCUGUACCUUUGAUCGACUUCCAGAACCUCCUCUGGGCACCCAGUCCCUUCCGUCCUACCCUCCUAGGGUCCCGUCCCUCUCAUCGCCCCACGCCCCGUCUCUCUCCCUCACUCCUGCUUCCAGCUCGCACAUUUCUAACCCCACUGGCACAGGGUCAGCGGCUUCGAAGCAUGCGAGAGCAUCGUCAGUUAGCGCGGUGGGGCCACCGCGCCUCUCAGCGCUUGGUGAAUGUGCCCCUGGCAGGAUGGGAUGCAGCCUGCAUGGGGCCAGCAACUUUGGAUGUGCGGCAAGGGAUGGGGUGGUGGUGGAGGGGUGGCAGUCAACUCAGUCAACGCAGUCAAUGCGUCGAACCGCCAGCAGCAGCAGCGAGACGCAGGUGGUGUCCAGAUUCGGUGCACCUGCCACCCCAGCAGCGUCGCCCUCACCGGUUACCACCGUGCCGUACCUCCUCUCUCUUGGGUUCGAUGCCGUGGUUCGGAAGCCGCUUCGGAGGAACACCGUUGCUGCUGCCCUGCUGCCCCUCUUCUUGCCGCGCCCUCCCGAGUCUGGACAGUUGCACUCGCCCCAUGUGAGCAGCCAUGGUUUUGAUGCUGACCCGGGUAGAGGUCUCGAGAUGGACUCAGCUUACAUCAGUGAGCCUCUGAAGCUGCGGGGCUUGCAGAUUGACUAUGGUGUCUGUGACUACAUGGAAGGUGAUUGCAGUGAAGGUGGGAGCAGGGAGGAUGGCAGCAGAGGGGGAGAGAGAAGGGAGGGAGAGAGCAAGGUUGGGGGAAAUAGGGAGGGAGAGGGAAAUGAGGGGGAGAGCAGGGAGGGAGCUAUCGGUGAGGGAGCGAGCAGGGAGGGAGCUAACGGUGAGGGAGCGAGCAGGGAGGGAGCUAACGGUGAGGGAGAGAGCAGGGAGGGAGCUAACGGUGAGGGAGCGAGCAGGGAGGGAGCUAACGGUGAGGGAGCGAGCAGGGAGGGAGCUAACGGUGAGGGAGCGAGCAGGGAGGGAGCUAACGUGGUGGCCGCACAACCACCACCAACACCAACAGCAGCACCAGCAGCAGCGGUAGCAGCGGCACGAGAGCAGGCAGCAGUGGGGGAGGGACUGGGGGUGCUUGAGCCGACUCAAGAGCCAGCGACUGUUGGGGAGAGGCUGAGUGUGCUGUUGGGUCAGCGGGUGAUGGUGGUGGAUGACAACCUCAUCAACCGCAAGGUGGCCAGCAAGCUGCUGGAGAGGCACGGCGCGCGAGUCACCGCCGUGGAUGGCGGCGCCAAGGCGCUCGUUGCCCUUGAGCCACCGCACCACUACGACCUCGUCUUCAUGGACCUCCAGAUGCCGGGCAUGGAUGGGCUGGAGGCGACUCGCAGGAUCCGAGCGCGGGAGAGGGCUCAGGGCGGGGGGCAUGUGGCCAUCAUUGCGCUCACAGCGGAUGUGAUUGCCGGCACGCGCCACCACUGCUUUGCCGUCGGCAUGGAUGACUACCUCUCCAAACCCCUCCACGACGCCCCCCUCUCCCAUGCAGUCUGGCGCUGCCUCGCCAACAGAUGA